Onychostruthus taczanowskii (white-rumped snowfinch) is the source of this 2062-nucleotide messenger RNA. RefSeq names its product MAX dimerization protein 1 (gene MXD1). Gene Ontology annotation, biological process: negative regulation of transcription by RNA polymerase II. NCBI's taxonomy places the organism in Eukaryota, Metazoa, Chordata, Aves, Passeriformes, Passeridae. Bases 3 to 770 code for a protein of 255 amino acids. Gene Ontology annotation, molecular function: DNA-binding transcription factor activity, RNA polymerase II-specific; RNA polymerase II cis-regulatory region sequence-specific DNA binding; protein dimerization activity. The record is from RefSeq and is a predicted model, not a curated record. The transcript has 5 exons.
CCAUGGCCGCCCCCGGUCCCGGCCCCGCCAUGGCCGCCCCCCCCCGCCUCGGCAUCCAGAUGCUGCUGGAGGCCGCCGAGUUCCUGGAGCGGCGGGAGCGAGAAGCCGAGCACGGUUACGCCUCGCUGUGGCCCGGCGGGAAGGACGGCGAGGCCCCGCGGCGCCGCGCCAAGGCCCGGAGGAGCGGCGGCGGCGGCAGGUCGACACACAAUGAGAUGGAAAAGAACAGGCGUGCCCAGCUCCGGCUGUGCCUGGAGAGGCUGAAGGGGCUGGUGCCGCUGGGGGCGGCGGCCGGGCGGCACACCACGCUCAGCCUCCUCACCAGGGCCCGCCUCCACAUCCAGAAGCUGGAGGACCAGGAGCGCCGGGCCCUGCACCAGAUCGAGCAGCUGCAGCGGGAGCAGCGGCACCUGCAGCGGCAGCUGGAGAAGCUGGGCAUGGAGCGGGUCAGGAUCGACAGCAUCGGCUCCAGCCUCUCCUCCGAGCGCUCCGACUCGGACCAAGGUGAGAGCCGGCGCCGGGGCGCGGCCGCGGGGAGGCCCGGCCCCGCCGGAGCCCCAACCCUUCCCGUUCCCCCGGCAGAAGAGAUGGACGUGGACGUGGAGAGCACGGACGACCUCCCGGCCGAGCUGGACUGGAGCAGCAGCAGCCCCAGCGACUCGGACGAGCGCGGCAGCCUGCAGAGCCUGGGCAGCGACGAGGGCUACUCCAGCUCCGGCGGCGCCAGGGCCAGGCUGCCCGGCAGCCGCAAGCUUCCCGCCGGGAUUUAGGGAGCUCUUCCCGGCUCCGUGCCCUCGGCGUCCCGUUAGCCAGCACAGCGACCCCGCCAGCAUUCCCUGCACGGAACCCCCCCGGCCCGGCUGCUCCCGGGGCUCCGUUUGCACCUCCGGCCUCUCUGCUCCGCCCGGGAAUGUUCUGGCAGCGACAGCGACCUCAGGAGCCUUCCCCGGGCUCUCUGCCCGGUGUUGCCCAUCUCCCGACGCUCCCGACGCUCAGGAGGUUUUUUGGGAGCGGACCCGAGGAGGAGCCGGUGCUUUGUGGGGUUUCCAUCCGCGGAGCCUUUCGGGCGCAGGGAUCGGCCUCAGUCGGGGCUCCUUCCCCCGACUCUAAAUCUUCAGGGACGCCGUGCCAGCCCCGCCGCGGUCCCGGAGCAUUCCUGCCUGGGGGCAGGCUCGGGGCCGUGCCCACCCCUGGGGUCGAGGUGCCCCUCCUGGAAUGUGGCACGGCCUUGCAGGCUCCUGCAAUUCCCUUCCCGCACUCUCGGGGACUUUUUUCUACCUCGGAGGGAGCCCAGGGCCUCUCUCCACCCCUUCAGCACAAAGGUGAUGCCUCUGCUCAGCAAUAACCCCGCGGGAUUCCCCGGCUCCAUCCGCCCGGGAUUGCUCCAGGCUCGUGGAAGGUUCCAGAAGCCACCACAGGGAGGGCAGGGGCUUCCCAGCCGUGGUGUGGAUUCCUUUCCCAGUGCGCUGGAGGGAUCAUUCCCACCCCUUCCUGCUCUUGGAGAUGCUCUGGGAAUGUUGGCUCUGUGUGCAGAGCUCUGCUUCCAGCACCUUCCUUUUCCCCUCAGGCUGGUCCAGGGCUUUUCCAGACCCUGCUGAGAAGUCUGGGGAGCCCUCCCGGGGCUGGGAUGGAUCCCUCCCGGGGCUGGGAUGGAUCCCUCCCGGGGCUGGAUCCCUCCCGGGCUGGGAUGGAGCCCUCCCGGGCUGGGAUGGGUCCUUCCCGGGGCUGGGAUGGAGCCCUCCCGGGCUGGGCUGGAGCCCUCCCGGUUUGGGAUGGAGCCCGGGCUGGGCUGGAGCCCUCCCAGGUUGGGAUGGAGCCCUUCCGGGGUGGGAUGGAUCCCUCCCGGUUUGGGAUGGAGCCCUCCCAGGGCUGGAGCCCUCCCGGGCUGGGAUGGAGCCCGAGCCUCUGCCGGUGCCUCUCAGGAAAUGCAGGUGCUGAAAGGCUUCAGAUGCUCCGUGGAGUGCGAGGGGAUGGAUGAGCAGCAGGAGACUCCAGUGCUUUUUCCUUUCCUUUGUCCUUUCCCUUCCUUUUUUCUUACCCCCCCCCUUUUUUUUUUUUUUUG